Messenger RNA from Trichoderma harzianum CBS 226.95, 1242 nucleotides. RefSeq lists its product as hypothetical. Bases 107 to 958 code for a protein of 283 amino acids. The record is from RefSeq and is a predicted model, not a curated record. NCBI's taxonomy places the organism in Eukaryota, Fungi, Ascomycota, Sordariomycetes, Hypocreales, Hypocreaceae. Gene Ontology annotation, molecular function: hydrolase activity. The transcript is spliced from 6 exons.
CGCGGGGUCAUUUCCGACUGAGCUCAUCAAAUAUCGAAGGACAGACAGAUCGACAUCCAAACUCAAUUCAAAUCUCACAACAACCCUCGAGGACACCUCUGCCAAAAUGUUGAUCAAAGAGAGCUACGCGGAUGUGCAGACCAAGGUGGAUGGAAAGGAGACGACGAUGCGCAUCUUCCUCUUCCACCCUACCAUUCCACAGUAUCCCGAUGCGCGAUUCCCGGGUGUUGCCGUCUUCUCGGAGAUCUACCAAGUGACGGGACCGGUUGCCCGGUUCGCACGACAGAUUGCCGGCCAAGGAUACAUAGUAGCUGCCCCUUCGUCCUACCAUGACUUCACCGGCCCAGAGCCCUUGGCCUACGACGUUGAAGGAACCGAUAAGGGCAAUGCCUGGAAAAUCGAAAAGACGCUGGCAUCUUACGACGAAGAUUCGUACAAGACGGUUGACUACCUGUUGAGCUUGCCUACCUGCACCGGAAGGAUUGGGACAACCGGAAUGUGCCUAGGAGGUCACUUGGCACUUCGCGCUGCGCUUGACCCUCGUGUGAGCGCCUCAGUCAACUACUUCGCAACCGACGUCCACAGCCGAACCCUCGGCCCCUAUGAAGCCGCCAACACCUCCGAGGACGCACCACCAAACAGCGACCAUACGCUGGAUAGGCUGAGCGAGGUCAAGGGAGAAGUCGCCAUGAUCUUCGGCAUCAAGGAUACUCACGUCCCGGAUAAAGGUAGGGACUUGAUUCGCAAGAAGCUCCGGAAUGCGGGCGUCGUGUUUAGCUUUUACGAGUUUGCGUGGGCUCAGCAUGCGUUUAUUCGGGAUGAACUUAGUAAGGGGCGGUAUGAUCCGGCUAUUACGAAGGUUUGUUUUGAGGUGUUGUUGGAGUUGUUUGGGAGGGCGCUUAAGACGGAUUUGGGGGUGAAGGAUGGGCGGCCGGAGGAGGUGGAGCAUGUUUGUUGAAAGGAACGAGGGAUAUGGUGUAGCAUGAAUGGGCUGGCUACCAAGUCUAAUCUUUUCAUGGUUGAAGAGUAGAGCCGUAGUGUAGUCUUACUAUGGUCGAAGCAUAGAGGCAUAGUCUCAUCGCUCUGCGGACGUCUCGAUCAUAGUACAAAGCGUGCUCGGCUACUACUUCAGAGAUUGUGAAAAAUCAACUAAAUCAUCUGUAUACCAAAUUGAUCACAUCAGGGCCUGUGACCAAAAGCUACCAACUUCGAUCAUAACAGGCUAGGGACUUUUAUAGCGGC